Messenger RNA from Phalaenopsis equestris, 5893 nucleotides. RefSeq lists its product as uncharacterized. The record is from RefSeq and is a predicted model, not a curated record. Bases 358 to 5301 code for a protein of 1647 amino acids. Gene Ontology annotation, biological process: protein deubiquitination. The transcript has 14 exons. Gene Ontology annotation, molecular function: protein binding; cysteine-type deubiquitinase activity. Lineage: Eukaryota; Viridiplantae; Streptophyta; Magnoliopsida; Asparagales; Orchidaceae.
UAUUCACCGAGAGAAACGGUGGUACGCCCUUUACCUCGUAAGGCUAGUGAAGUCUGUCUUCUUCCUCCACUCCUUCCCCGCCCUCUUUCAGAGCUCCAAUCCAUGGAUUCCUACGUCGCCUCCCAUUAAUACCGAAAAAGGAAAGCUAUUGUGCUCCUGCAAUCCAUUUCCCCGCUACGGUGGAGGACGAUCUGCCGCCACAGCCGCCCAUGUUCUCUCCUUCUCCGGUUUUGGUACGCAUCUUUUCUCCGCACUGCUAUUCCUCUGUAUAGCUAGGUCGCUUCAUUAGAUGAGGGUCGGAGUCGGAGUUGGAAUUGUGGCUUUGACAGAGGUAAGGCGACCACGAGAGAUUGUUCUAUGGUCCGUAAACGAAACCCUAGCCAUCGACCUUCGCGCACUCCCCCGGCGGAACUUCCGCCGGCGGAGACGUUAUCGGAUUCUACAGCCGUAAAGGCGGAGUGCGAGCGUGCGCUGACAGCGCUUCGCCGGGGAAACCACACCAAGGCCCUCCGUCUCAUGAAGGAUGCGCAUCAGCGUCACGAAUCCUCCGCUCUAUUCCACCGUGUCCACAGCACCAUCUUCUUCAAGAUCGCUUCCCUGCUUGAUGACCCCAACACCAAGCUCCGGCACUUGCGUAGUGCGAUCGACUCCUCUCGCCGCUCCGUCGCGUUAUCCCCAAACUCGAUUGAGUUUGCUCACUUCUAUGCGAACCUUCUCUACGAGGCUGCCAAUGACGGUCCCGCUUAUGACGAAGUCGUCCAGGAAUGCGAACGCGCGCUUGCCAUUGCGGACCCUGUUGAUCCAGCCAAGGAGAGCCUUCAGGAAGAAAGCCAACAGAAGUUCACCAAUGCCCAGGCCCGGAUUGCUCACGUGCAGCAGGAGCUUCGCUCUCUCAUUCAGAAGUCCAACCUCGCUUCACUCUCAAAUUGGGUGAAGAACUUAGGCAAUGGCUCUGGACGUGAGGAGAAUAUUAGAUUGAUUCCUAUGCGCCCCCUGAUGGAGGACCCCAUGGAAGUCACUGUCAUACCAACUCGCAGACCUAAUGAAAUCAAGAAGGCCACUAAGACCCUUGAGGAGCGCCGCAAGGACAUUGAAGUACGUGUUGCAGCUGCUAUUCUGCUUCAGCACAAGUCUAACUCACCUGCAUCAGUUGUGGAUGACACCCAGUGCAAUGAGCCGCCAUCAUCUUCUGGUAGUCGGGAACGUCGCCGGUCAAACAACUCACGACGACAUUCAUCUUCUGCUGAGAGAAUGGAGCAGACACGCUUCCAUUGGAAUUCAAUGAGUGCUGACGAGAAACUUGAGUUUCUUUCAGUGAGGGUUGCUGAUCUUAAGGAGCACUAUGCACGAUCAUCAAAGGAUAGCCUUGCAUCUGAUGUUUUCUCUGAGGCCCUCAAUUUUGUUAGCUCCAAUGGCACAUGGAAGUACUGGGUUUGUUGCCGCUGUAUGAAGAAGUUUACAGAUUCUGAUACUCAUGUCCAACAUGUAAUGCAGGAGCAUGUAGGCAGCCUUUCGCCCAAGUUGCAAUCUGUUUUGCCUCAAGAAGUUGAUGUCAAGUGGAUUGAGAUGCUUCAGAAUUGGAGCUGGAAGCCCAUUGAUUCAGCUUCAGCAGUGAAAAUGUUAGAAGAUGCUAUUGAAAAGAAGCAUUUGGCUCUUGAUGAUGAAAACUCUGAAGCUAGGAUUAAUAACGAUAAGGAUUGCAUAUCUGAAUACUGGAGUUCAAAAGAUAAUUCAGAUUCUUUCUCAGCACCAAAACAGAGAGAUAAUGUGCAUGAGAGGAAUGGGUAUGUUUUAGCGGGGAGGGAGAAUCAGUUCUCAACCUUUUUUUUGGAUUCGUCUCAGAGAUGGCCAUUGUCUGAUGAUUUGGAAAGAGCCAAACUUCUUGAAAGGAUUCAAGGAAUGUUUCAUCUGUUCAUUAAACAUAAGAACCUUUGUGUUAGCCAUCUCAACAAGGUGAUCCAAUUUGCAGUGGAAGAUCUUAAAGGUUCAUUAUCUGGUUCACUGCUGCUGAAUAGUGAACUUGACCAGUCACCCGUAUGCAUUUGUUUCUUGGGUGCACCCCAGCUUAGGAAGGUGCUCAAGUUUUUGCAGGAUUUGUCACAGUCAUGUGGCUUAGUCAGAUACAGUGAGAAGGAUAAUGCAGCUAGUGACCCAGUCAAGUCCGAUAAUGGAGGUCAAGUUCUAGAGGGAAUCAGUCUCACCUGUGAUUCGGAUAGGCUCCUUAUAAAUGGUCGUCUAUUCCAUUCAAAAACUGGCUCUAGAAAAUCUGAUGUAUCAUCCCUUGUUGACGAUAUAUGUACUAUCCCUGAUUCUGAUGCUAUUGUUUCCUGGCUAUUUUUUUGUUUGUCAUAUGAGGAAGAACUAUCUGCCUGGAAUCGUAGGAAAGAAGAGAAAUUUCAGCAAGGCAUGGAAACCCUUCAGAUUCUUGACAAGGAGAUUUACCUUUUGCAAAGCAUGUGUGAUAGAAAAUAUGAGCAUUUGAGCUAUGAGGAGGCCUUGCAGGCUGUACAGAACCUUUGCAUGGAAGAGUUUAAGAAAAGGGAUCCUACUAUGAAGUUUGCUUCCCAAAGUUAUGAGGUUGUGCUUAGGAAAAGACAAGAAGAACUUAUUGAAAGAGAGAAUGAUGAGAUGUAUACAAGUAAUAGACUUGAGUUGGAUGCCAUAUCCAAUGUUCUUAAGGAAUCACAGGGUUUGAGCAUAUCUAAAUUUGGUUAUGAUGAAACUCUGUCCAGUGUGACUUCUCGUUUGUGCGAGUUGGAAUAUGAUAAUGAUGAGAGGAGAAUGCAUGAGUAUGCACAACAAGCUGAUGCUUGUAUUGAAUUAGCAAUUCAGAGACAAAAGGAGCAAUUAUCUCUUGAGCGCAACAAGCUUGAUGCAAAGUUAAUGCAUAGUAUGAAUGGCAUGCAGCACUUAGAAGCGAAGCUUGGCCCUGCUUCUGCUUUUGAUUAUCAGACAAUUAUUAUACCUUUAGUGAGGUCUUUCCUUCGGUUACAUUUGGAGUCAUUAGUGGAUAAAGCUGCGACUGAGAAGUCUGAUGCUGCUAGAGAAGCCUUUUUGGCAGAACUCGAGCUUGAUAAGAAGAAAAACAUUAACAAGGAAGUUGAUUCGAGACAAGUACAUGAGAAGGCCAAGGAUAAGAAAAAGAGUAAAGAUUCCAGAAAAGCCAAGGACACAAAGACUACAGGUUAUAACGAGCAGCACAACUUUGACGAGGAAACUGCAGAACAUUUGGAGUUUACUGCUUCAAAUGCUGGAAAGCUUGUUGAUUUUGAGUCUACCACAACUGGCGAUUAUUUGGAAGAAGAAGAACUAAAACGUAAAGUGGAACUUGAGGAAGAAGAAAGAAAGUUGGAGGAAACUCUAGAGUUUCAAAGGCGGAUAGAAUAUGAAGCAAAGCAGAAGCACCUUGCAGACCAAUUAAAGAAUUCUUCUGGGAGUCAUCCAGUGACUUUCCAGGAAUCAUUUGGUCUUGAUUUAGUUCCAAACACCAAUACAUUGACAUCUAAUGAUCACAGCCGGGCAAUGCUGCAUGGUAAUGCUGCUGCAGUUUAUUUAAAGGGCAUACAGUUUGGAGAUUUUGGUUCUGAGGCUACAGUAAAGGAUCAGCAGAACCCCCAAUCUAGUAUGUCUAAUACCUUCUGUGAAGAGAAGCUGUUAUACCCUCAAGUACAUAGGUUGAGUAAGUAUAACAACAGUUAUGAAACUAGUGUUGAGGAGAUGCAAACUUCUAGUUGGAGCAUUCAAAGUGAAAAUAGAUCAGGUGGUGUUAAACUAAAUGGUGUAGCUAUAGCCGCAUCCACUGGAAAAUCUUCCACACACCCUAAUGCAAAAAAGGGCAAGAAUGAUAAGCAAUCCCCUUCAAAAUAUAAGCAAGUUGAAGAUUCACAAAAUGGAUUUGCGUCAUCUAAAAACCAAAUUAGUAAACAAGCAGAUGGAGACAGUUGUUUGGUCCAAUUGCCUGAUAAAAAUAUUGGGGUUCUGCAACGUUCUCAUGAAAACCCUUCGUAUGGGAAGAUGCCGAAUGGAGUUUAUAUAAAAAAUAAGCAGCCUCAUGAAAUUGCCUCUGAUGAAUUUUAUGAUGGAAGUGAUGAAAUGAAGACAUUCAAUCCAUUGCCUGUUGUUGAUGAUGAAGACAUGAGGUUCCAGGAAGAUCUUGAAAAGGCAGUACGCCAAAGCCUUGAUUCUUUUCAAGCAGAGAGGAAAUUACCUCAGGCUUCUGUCGUAAGAUCGUCUCAGCAAGGAUCUUCAGAGUUGGGGAACCCUGCUAAGGAAACUGAUAUUGCUUUGACUGACAAAGAUGUCUAUGGGACAGGUCUGACAAAUGCAAUUGGUGAAUAUAAUUGUUUUCUGAAUGUAAUUAUUCAGUCAUUGUGGCAUUUAAGGAGAUUUCAAGACGAGUUCUUGAUGAGAUCGUCAGUGCACGCACAUGUUGGGGAUCCUUGUGUUGUCUGUGCACUGCACGAUAUCUUUGUUGCUUUGAACGAAGCAACUCGGGAUAGCCAAAAAGAAGCUGUUACACCUACACAAUUGCGGAUAGCAUUGAGCAACUUGUAUCCGGACAGCAAUUUUUUCCAGCAGGCUCAGAUGAAUGAUGCUUCUGAGGUGUUAGGUGUUAUCUUUGACUGCUUACACAAAUCAUUCACAAAUGCUGCUCAGUGUGACACUGAAUCAGAAGAAAGCAACCAUAUGGGCAUUUGGGAUUGUGAUAGCUCUACUUGUAUAGCACAUAAUCUCUUUGGAAUGGACAUAUUUGAACAGAUGAACUGUUCUAGCUGCAGGAUGGAGUCAAGACACUUUAAAUAUACCACUUUUUUUCAUAAUAUCAAUGCGAGUGCGCUCAGGACAAUGAAGAUUAUGUCUGUGGAAAAUACAUUUGAUGAGCUUCUAAAAACUGUGGAAAUGAAUCAUCAGUUGCCUUGCGAUAUAGAGGUUGGCGGGUGUGGAAAGUUGAAUUCUAUCUUUCAUAUCCUUGCAGCACCACCACAUGUUUUUACAACGGUUUUGGGAUGGCAGAAUACAAAUGAAAGUAUAGAUGACAUUGCUGCUACCUUGGCAGCCAUCACAACUAACUUAGAUAUCGGUGUCUUAUACUGUGGUCUCAACAAAGGAAGAAAGCACUCUCUGGUAUCAGUGGUGUGCUAUUAUGGGCAACAUUAUCAUUGCUUUGCUUAUGAACAUGAACAUUGGGUUAUGUACGAUGACCAGACUGUCAAGGUGAUCGGCAGCUGGGAUGAUGUUAUUGAUAUGUGCGAGAAGGGGCAUCUGCAACCUCAAGUACUCUUUUUUGAGGCAUGCGACUAGUUGCCAGAAACCUUGUUCUGAUUUUUACACUUGUUGCGGCUACUAAAAUGGAAAAUUUCCUCUCUAGCAUUGCAUACCUUUUAAGUUGCAGCUUCAAGCAUCGGCGUUAAUAACCUCGCGAGUGCUGAAGCUCUCACAAAUGUUGGAGUGGGUUUCUCACCGUCCAGCUUCAAUGGAUCAAUUCUUUUAGUAAUUUCAGCUGCUUCAGCACAGAAAGAAGUAUUUUCUUCAUGCUCGGAAAUCUGAGGUACUUAACCAUUUUGCACAGCCAGCUUUGCUAAUUUUGAUGCAGAUAGCAAAUGAUUUAAAUUUUUCUGUGUUUUAAGCGAUUCUGUUCAUACAUAUAUAUGAAAGAAAUCUGAGGUCCUUUUACAAGUGUCGGUUCAAAGUUUUGUGAUCAUGUCAGCAAACUCGUAUUCCAUGUCUGCCUUCAUCAUGGAGCUAAAUAAUUGUUGUUAUUUUGCCUUUUAUACUGAUAUACUUUGCCCCAGAUUGAUGUCUUUUGUUUAUUUAUUUGUUUUUCUUCUACUGAGGUAUCAUGUAUGUAGUGUAAUAAGUUUGCUGGCUAAAUGAGAGACUUUGGGAAAGAUGA